CUAGAUGUUGGUGUUUAGUUCUCAAUAACUCCUUUUAAAGCCAUUUGGAGAAAGGUCUCUACAUAAGAGCUGAGUCUACACGAUAGCCAACCAUCAUUUUGCAUUUCUGUGUAGUGGAGAAAACAUCUCUGAACUCCGUGCUACGUUUUGUCAAAACUCGGUGCGUGUGCCCGUCCAAAUAAGUCCACCCGGCACAAAGCACCAUGGGAGGACGAGGUGCGGUGCGUGGGCAACCUGUCCCGGACACACAGACGAUGAUCCAACAUCUCGCUGGUUGCGUUCGGAACGUUCCCGUGAGGCAAAGCGAGACCUCCCUCCUGGCGACCACGCAAAGGCUUCUGGACGGUGACGUCAGGUUCGUUUCCGCCCAGGACCGGAAGGACGUCACUGCUGCAGUACCCGUCUGCCAGGCGGUGGGGAGCAUCUACCACACCGUCAGGCACGGGAAGCGUGUGUCCAAACGGACGAGAAAGUUCAUCGAGACCGUCCACGCUAUCGAGGUCGUCUCCUCGGAGGGUCUUCUUCGUGCAUCACGGAGCGACUUCUUCGACCAGUUGGAAGCGAAGCUACAACAAUCGGAAAGGCACGUGAGAAAGGUGAACAAGAGAGGCAGGAUAGCGAGGCUGUUCAAUUCGAAGAGGGACAAGGAAAAGUUUGACACGUUAGAGGCAGAGCUCAACCAGCUCUUUGAAGGAGUGACUUUGAGAGAGAGAAGGAGUGAUGUGAGGAAAGCGGUAGAGGACAUUAAUGAGAAUCUCAAGAACGUCGCGCUGGACAGAGACAGACAUGCGAACGAAGAAACGAGAGCUGAGAUUCACGAGCCAAUCACAGGGGGUGAGGAUGAUGCAAAGAAUGACACGAUGGAUGUCAUUUCUGAGGACAUCUCAGAGUCGUUGGUGUUCACCUUCGAAGGUGAGCAACUCAGCGAAGAGUUGUCGGCCAUUUUGUGCCCCCCGGAUGAGGACUCGAGUCUCAGCCUUGUUGGCGAGAGGAUCAGGAUGGGGCGGUUGAGAGGAAUCGUGGAAAGAAACUUGAGAAACUUUCACCCAGAGACAAGGCAAUGGUUGCACGACGAAGUCAGCCACUGGUGCCAUGAUGAGAAGACCAGCUCCAGGUCUUUCCUGCUCUCGGGCUCCUCCGGGAUGGGAAAGUCGUGCGCAGCUGCCUCCAUUUGCAACAGAUUCGCCAAAGAUGGCAGUCUCGCAGCUUGCUAUUUCCCGGAGAACCCCUCAAUCCAAGAACCAAAGACCUUUGUUGUGAACUUGGCCAGCCAGCUGUCGCACAGUGUCCCCGGGUACUGUCGCGUGCUCGAACAAGACGACGAGCUACGUGAAGACUUGCGCCACUUGUCUGCAGUUGAGAUGUACCACCGGCUGAUACACAGGCCGCUGAGUUGCGUACGCAGGCCUAGCGCCCCCAAGCGGAUGUUGUUGGUACUGGAUGGCUUUGACCAGUUGAUCGACUCACCAGACGGGGAAGAGAUCAGGGUAAUGAUCAGCCAGCUACGGCACCUACCAAGUUGGCUGGCAAUCCUCAUUACGUGUGGUGAAUCCACCUCUCCAGUAUCUCCAGUAAAGAGGUACUUCAGGCAAUCAGAGUUCGAGCCCGAACAGUCUCGACUAAAUCACGAAGACUCACGAGUCAGGUCCGACAUGCUACGACUCAGCAACGAAGAUGCCCGAAACCAGGAGGACGUUCGUCUUUUCCUAACGGACGUUCUCGGUCAAACCAUGUCAGCACCCAAUGUGCAGCAAGUGACGGAAAUUCUUCUAGAGAAGUCGGAGGGCAAGUUGGGGUACUUCCAUCUCGUCAACUUCUUGGUGGACCAAGACAGUCUCACCAACAAAACCCUCAACAAGCUACCGACAGGAAUGAACAAAGUGCAAAUGGCAAUCGUUGACAGCGUAUACACGUUCUUGGGCCAGAAACUGUACUCUGCUCUGCUAGGGUGCCUUGCAGCGGCCAAGGAACCUGUACACAAGGACAUUCUUGGCUCCAUCCUGACGGAAGAGAGAGUCAAUGCAGCAUUCCAGAAGCAGGCGUUCGCACAGUUAGGGAAGCUGACUCGAUGCAAAUGUGAAAGUCUCUCGCUUGCUCCUGGGAUGAAAUCAUGGUUCACCACGACCGAGAGUAAACAUCGAGUUGACACUGAGCAGGGACAUGCGGUGUUGGCACGAGUUUCCAAAGAAGCCGUCCAAAACAUCAUGGCGGAGAUGAGGGGUGAUGACGUCAAGCCUACGUCAGGAGCCACGGCUAGGUAUGCCAUACGUCACGGCAUGUACCACUCUGUCCGGGCGCGGCAGUUUGGCAGCGACUUUACAACGUUGUUCUGCAACAUUCACCACAUCAGAGUCCGACUAGAGACAGACCCGCUGUCCGUGUAUGACAUGGUGGAUGAGUACACCGCCGCCUCGGGGUGCGAGAGCCUUUCCACCGAGGGUAGGGCGACGGUUGACCGCUUCAGAAACCUGCUGCUUCGACACGCAGAUACAAUUGUGGACAAUCCAGACAAUUUUGUCUCCAUAUCAGCAAACUACAGUAGGCUUGGAAGCGACAGACAGGUUGCCAACAGCUACCUUGAUCGCGAAGGUCGACCCUGGCUGCAGAAGGUCACCGAACAACCACAAUGCCUCGGGGCAGUGACGUCAUUCGCGACUCGCGGGGCCGCCAUCUUGGAUUGCGACGUCUCGCCCGACGGGAAACUUUUCGCGUGCGGAGAUUCGCAGGGCAAAGUCCGAGUGGUUCGCCCCUUCACCGGGAAAGUCGUGGGGCUCUUCGAAACGGACUGUCCGGAAAUUCGACAGUGCGCGUUCCUCCCUGGUGGUGGCCAUAUUUUCUUCGGGUCGUCCACUCACGUAUUUGACACUGAAGGCGAGCUUGUCGCGUUCGAACCGCCCGCGUUUCCGGACUCCAUGGCAACUCCCGCCAUCUGCGCUUUUACCGAAUCAGGUUCCAAGCUCGCAAUGUUCCUAAAUGUUGACUACUCACUAUCGGGUGUCUCCUUGUCAGAUCUUCCCGACGACAUCUUCAAGGUAAAACUUUUUGACCUUGAAAAAGAGACCAGUGGCGACCAACUGUUGCUGAAGAACUGCAUGUCACUCAGCGACCACCAGGCCCCGAUUCAGUGCUGCAGUUUCGUUCAAAGCGGAGAAACUGUUGUGGUUGGUUGCAGAGACAAGUCCCUCAACGUGUGGGACGCUCAGACCGGACAGAAGCUCAGAAAAAUCAACUUCGACGGAGGUCUGAAGCAAAUCUUCACCAGAGAUAGCCUCCUGUGCGUUGUGGGAGACAAAAGUGACACCAGCGUGCGAGUCUUGGACUUGGAAUCGUUCGAAGAGCUCGGAAGUGUCGAGAACCAUCAUGGCGGUGUCAGUAGCUGUCGUCUGACCGAUGAUUACGUCAUUUCUGCUUGCCGCGGGAGGAACAACGAAGCAGACCAAAACGGGAGGCUGUACGCAACGUCUACCCAAACCCUGCGGGUCAACAAAGUCUUCGUUCCCGACAGUUCCUACGUCAGUUGCUGUGCUACAAGCGCCGGGUAUGCCUGGGUGUGCGGGGAAGACGGUAGAGUGAGUCUGGUAAAGCUAACUGAAGAGGACAGUGCAUCAAAUGUCAACCAAGACGCCAGAACGCACGGGAUCGUGACGUGUGCGUUCUCGCCCAAUUCUAAAGAACUUGUGACGUGUGAGCACGGGGAAAACGGCACGCUGACAGUCUAUGACGCUCAGAAGGGGGACUUGAAGCGAGGACUGUGUUACAACAAGGGCAGAUACAUCUCCAAGAUAGAGAUGAAGAAGGUGGAAUCGAAAUGCCCGCCGAGGUGUGUGUUUUCUGUGGAUGGAUCCCGGCUUGUGGCUCUAGCGGGGACAAACUCGCUUCAAGUGUGGGACUUGCGUCGGGAAAACCACCGCUUGCUGAAGGGGCAUGCCUACUUCCGAAUCACUUGCAUGGCGCUCUCCCCGGACAAUGGUAUGAUCGCUGCUGGCAGCACUGACACAACCUUGUGCGUGUGGGACGUUGGGGGAACCCUAGAAGGCAAGAAACGCAUCGAGAGCGCCAUCUUCGAGGGGCAUUCCGACGGGGUGUCCUGUUGUGCCUUUUCCCCGGACUCGCAAACCCUGGCUUCCGGAGACAGGGCGGGAAAACUCAUUCUCUGGUCUCCCGACAACGCGGAGCCAAAAGUCGUCUGCAAAGGCCACGGUGACGUAAUCACCUGCCUCAGUUUCUCCGCAGACUCCUCUCAGCUUGCCAGUGGCGGGAAAGAUGGUGCUGUGGGACUAUGGGACGUGGAAAGUGGAGCAAGAUUGCUCAAUCUGAAACCACAGACAGCGAACUGUAUCACGUCGUGUGAAUUCAGCGCGUCCGGGCUGGUCCUGUGUUCUACAUCAGGCGGUACGAUUCGUGCGUGGAACGCAGACAGCGGCAGCGAAGUCUGUGCAUUCAAUCUGAGUGAAAGUUCUGUCUUGUCGUCGAGAUUUCUCCACGAAGAGAAGCACGUCGUGGCGGUCAGCCAUGACGGUAGUUUGACCGUGCUGGAGACAGCCACCGGCCGAACUGUGUCUCAAUGUCGUCUGCCAUCUAUCCCGGCAUGCAUGGACGUGUCACGUGACCAGCGGUUCGUGACGUGCGGGUUCCAACAUGGCGGCUUUGUACUGUACAAGUUCGUGAACUUCAUGUGAAAAAUUCUCAUCUAUAUGUGAUACAAAAGCUGUGCGAAAAGUUGUCCAUGUGAUGGACAAGUGCCUUUUUAGCCUCAUGGGAUCAAACAAAAUCAUAUGCUCUAAACUGUAACUAAAGUACUUCAACUUUCCAGCGUAGUCAUGCACUUAGUUGGUCAGAAAGCCAACCCUGUUCUAGAGUUAGCAGUGUAUGUGUGUUUUCGCUCCCAUGAAAGGUCUUGUACCUAACCUUGUAAUCUCCAAGCAGAUCUGUGGAGGUAAUGAUAGCAAAUGCCUUUACCAUUGACUGUAGGGGAGAGACGACAAGGUCCUUUUAAGGGACCGGCCCUUUCCCUUAGGUAUCUAUCUAUAGCCGACUUCUUGACAACUCAAAAAUGUUGUGAUCCUUACUGCUAGUGCUUUCAAAUACUGUGCCAUCUAUGACUGCUAAUCAGCAAACAUAUCAUCUCUGUGCAAAUCAACAAACACAAACGACAAUACCAGCAUAUAUUUACACAAGGAACCAGCCUUUAUUACACUUUUCAUAUCCAGUAAUAAUAAAUAAGCAACUGCGAACACAAUGAACGAACAAACAAUAAUAUAAUAUAAUACAUCAGUUUAGCGUUCACAUUUGCAAAUAAUUUUAACAAUAAUGUACAAGGAAGCGAGAGGAGUCCAUACAAAAGGAAGAAAA
Molecule: messenger RNA, 5352 nt
Organism: Branchiostoma belcheri (Belcher's lancelet)
Lineage: Eukaryota; Metazoa; Chordata; Leptocardii; Amphioxiformes; Branchiostomatidae
Biological process (GO): cell surface receptor signaling pathway
Molecular function (GO): protein binding
Source: RefSeq, a predicted model, not a curated record